AUGGCUUCUGUUAUCAGAUAUGCAAUGGCUUCACCCAAGAAGCAGUAUUUUACCGGCACUUGUACUCUUGAUCUCUCCUAUAUCAUGCCAAAUCUCAUUGUCUGUUCAAUGCCAACCAACAAUUGUAUUAAGGGUUGGUAUCGCAUGUGGCUUGCAGAUCUCCUUGUUUUUCUUGAUCAAAAGCAUGGUUGUAACUGGCGCCUAUUUAACUUCCAGGCCGAAAAGUCAGGCUAUGGUGAUCAGGAUGUGUACGGACGAGUUUCACAUUUCCCAUUUCCAGAUCAUAACCCUCCUCCUUUUGAGCUUUUUCCUGAAGCUAUUAAUGCAAUCAAACAAUAUUUAGCUUGCGAUACACGCAAUGUGGCCGUACUUCAUUGCAAAGCGGGUAAGGGUCGCUCAGGAUCUAUGACAUGCGCAUUUCUCAUGUCAGCAUUCCGUUACUCAUUUGAAAAGGCGACAGCUCUUUUUACUGAAAACCGUAUGCGUACUGCAUUUGGCGAUGGAAUUUCUAUUGCUAGUCAGCGCAGAUAUCUACGAUAUGUUGAAGACUGGGUUCAUGUUUUAGAUCAGCAAUAUUACGUCCCCAUUUGCAUUCGCAUUGAUUCGGUUCGGGUAUGGCAACCCUAUUAUCCAGAAAUAGACAUAUCCGUUGCUCAUUAUACAGAAGGUGGGGCACAUAUCAAUCCUGUUUACACUUUUACCGAUGCAGAUGUGUCCAAACGUAUGCCAGAGUACAUAGUAUUGGUGCCACAGGGUGGCAUUGCCAAUGAUAAUGGUCUUGGGCUUGUUGUUCCAGCCGAUGUUCGCUUUUCAUUCCAACAUAAAUUUAUGGUUGGUGGUACACUACCAGUAUUGCAUUCGUCGGCAUACAUGUGGUUCAAUGCUUUCUUUGAAACCUAUGGCGGUGCAGAUGGUUUUGACUUUUCUCAAACAUCAGGAUGUGUAUCCUUUUUAUGGAAUGAUUUAGAUGGGUUCAAAGGUACAAGCAAACGUGGGUCGCCUCUGUUUGAGCGCAUUGAUAUCUUUUGGUCUGUCCUUGAAGGUGCCCCCGCUGAUGAGCCACUCCCCGGGACGUGCACAACGACUACGAUUACAACAUGCACUGAAGCUUCUUAG
Molecule: messenger RNA, 1116 nt
Organism: Magnusiomyces paraingens
Lineage: Eukaryota; Fungi; Ascomycota; Dipodascomycetes; Dipodascales; Dipodascaceae
Exons: 1
Coding region: 1-1116 (371 amino acids)
Biological process (GO): regulation of phosphatidylinositol 3-kinase/protein kinase B signal transduction; phosphatidylinositol 3-kinase/protein kinase B signal transduction; negative regulation of cell population proliferation
Cellular component (GO): cytosol; nucleus; cell projection
Molecular function (GO): protein tyrosine phosphatase activity; protein tyrosine/serine/threonine phosphatase activity; phosphatidylinositol-3,4,5-trisphosphate 3-phosphatase activity
Source: RefSeq, a predicted model, not a curated record